Messenger RNA from Gastrolobium bilobum, 2745 nucleotides. Its product is annotated as exocyst complex component EXO70B1. Gene Ontology annotation, biological process: exocytosis. Gene Ontology annotation, molecular function: phosphatidylinositol-4,5-bisphosphate binding. The record is from RefSeq and is a predicted model, not a curated record. Gene Ontology annotation, cellular component: exocyst. The coding region runs from base 256 to 2268 and encodes 670 amino acids. The transcript has a single exon. NCBI's taxonomy places the organism in Eukaryota, Viridiplantae, Streptophyta, Magnoliopsida, Fabales, Fabaceae.
AUCUAUUUCUCAACUUUCUGACAUCUCCCAAACAACACUCGACCAAAAAAAAAACAAAAAAAACCACAAACUGUGACAUAUGCGAGAAUAAUGCUCACGAGCAUAUAUCUUCUACCUCCUUUUCCAUUUCCCUUUUCGCUCUAACAAUUCCAUAACCUCAAAUCCUUCACUUCACUUCACUCUAUCAAAUACUCUGCUAAUUUUUUUUUUUAUUAAAAAAAAAAAAAAAACCUAGACCCUUCCGGUGAGGAAGGAAUGACCACCACGACAAGUAUUGGCGGCGGAACCGGCGGCGGAGGAGACGACCGGGUUCUCGCUACCGCUCAACAGAUCUUGAAGAGUCUUAAUACUGCCAAAGAGGAUCGCCAAGACAUGCUUUUAAUCUUUUCCUCCUUCGACAACCGCCUCUCGGGCAUUUCUGACCUCGUCAACGGCGAGGAUUCAAAAUCCUCUUCCGAUGAAGACCUUGACCGAUUCGAAGCAGCGGAGAAGGUCAUUCUUGCAGAUGCAUCCCACUCUGGUGAACCUUCCCGCCAAUCCACCUCGCUCUUCGAUCCUCCGAAUGGCCCCGUCGAGUACUUAUCCGCCGUCGACGAGAUCAUCCUGUGGAUGGAACAAUUCUCGAUCGCGCCGCCGCCGCCGCCGUCGUCGAGCGGGAGAAUCCGCCAGGUCACAGUGGACCGCGCUGAGAACGCGAUCCAGCUCGCGAUGUCGAGGCUUGAGGAGGAGUUGCGCCACGUGUUGAUUUGCAACACCAUCCCUCUCGACGCCGUGAGCAGCUACGGUUCGAUCAGGAGGGUUUCGCUCUCGUUCGCUUCGCACGACUGCGCAAUCGACGAGAAUCUAGGAAGCUUCGGCGAGGUCAGCGAUCGAGGUUCUCAUCGGUUUCACGAGCGUGGUGCGAGCUUGGGAGAUGACGAUUUGUUCGUGGAUUUGGUGCGUCCUGAUGCGGUGCCUGACCUCAGAGAGAUCAUCGAUCGAAUGGUUAGGUCUGGUUACGAAAGGGAGUGCCUUCAGGUUUAUAGCAGUGUCCGUCGUGACGCUUUGGAUGAGUGUUUGGCUACUCUUGGUGUUGAGAGGCUUAGUAUUGAAGAGGUUCAGAAGGUUGAAUGGAAGAGUUUGGAUGAGAAAAUGAAGAAUUGGGUGCAAGCUGCUAAGGUUGUUGUUGGGGUGCUGUUGAGUGGCGAGAAGAGGCUGUGCGAUACUCUGUUUGGUGAUUUGGAUGAGUUCAAGGAGAUUUGUUUCAAUGAGACUGCUAAAGGGUGUGUUAUGCAGUUGUUGAAUUUUGGUGAGGCCAUUUCAAUUUGUAAGAGGUCGCCGGAGAAGUUGUUUAGGAUAUUGGAUAUGUACGAGGCUUUGAGGGAUGCUUUGCCUGAUUUGCAGGCUAUGGUUUCGGAUGAGCUUGUGAUCAGUGAAGCCAAAGGAGUGUUGAGUGGACUUGGUGAGGCUGCCAAAGGGACAUUUGCUGAGUUUGAGAAUUGUAUUCGGAAUGAGACUUCCAAAAAGCCAGUAGUAACUGGGGAUGUUCAUCCUUUGCCUCGUUAUGUCAUGAAUUACCUCAAAUUGCUUGUGGAUUAUGGUGACCCUAUGGAUUCACUUUUGGAAAUCACUGAAGAGGAUCUUUACCGUUUUCAGAAUGAUUUUGGUGGUGAUGGUUCCCAGUUGGAGGCCAUGUCCCCCUUAGGACGUCAAAUUUUGUUGUUGAUGUCUGAGCUUGAGUAUAAUCUUGUGGAAAAAUCAAGACUUUAUGAAGACAGUGCAAUGCAACAGAUAUUUUUGAUGAACAAUCUCUAUUACCUAGUGCGGAAAGUGAAAGAUUCAGAUCUUGGGAAGGUCUUGGGAGAUGAUUGGAUUCGUAAACGCCGUGGUCAGAUUCGCCAGUAUGCUACAGGCUAUCUCAGAGCCUGUUGGAGCAAGGCCUUGUCUUGUUUGAAGGAUGAAGGGAUUGGAGGGAGCUCUAGUAAUGCCUCAAAGAUGGCUUUGAAGGAAAGGUUCAAGAGUUUCAACGCAUGUUUUGAAGAAAUAUAUAGGAUUCAGACAGCUUGGAAGGUACCAGAUGAUCAGCUUCGAGAAGAGCUGCGAAUAUCUAUAUCGGAGAAGGUGCUUCCUGCAUACCGGGCAUUCAUGGGGCGGUUUGGUAGUCAGCUGGAGGGAAGGCAUGCGGGGAAAUACAUUAAGUACACACCAGACGAUCUAGAGACCUAUUUGUCAGAUUUGUUUGAAGGAUCCCCUGCUGUAUUGCAUCACAUAAGGAGAAAAAGUACAUAGUAUAUAGAACAGGUGAACUCAUUUUAAGAGGACUAGUUGAAAAAGAUUUCCUGUGUCAUAUGUAUCUUCUGCCUGGAUAGAUGUUUAUUUUACAGGUCUUAAUGUUAGCAUUGUAUUUUGUGAAAUUCAACUCUCCUCCCAAGCCUCUUCCUGAGCAACCAAAAAAGAAUUUUUGUUUUUCCUGCUGUAAUAUCUUUAUAUAUAUGCACAAGUCUAGUGUCUCACACAGCUUAUCUAUGUUAUUGUCAUUAAUCACUAUACUUGUUGAAAUAAUACUCUCAAUCUUAUAGCUACCUUAAAUCCUGAUCCUGUGUAUUUACAUAUCUGCAAUUUGUAUAAUUGUCAGUUUUCUAUAUAUUGAAAGGACGAUGGUUUUUUUACCUGGCAUAUACCAUACUAUUUGUGCAUAUUUUAUGUUUAACUGAUAAUCGAAGCGAGGAAAUAAGACAUAGGUGUCAAAGAAACUGUAUCUGCUCA